Molecule: messenger RNA, 1979 nt
Organism: Moneuplotes crassus
Lineage: Eukaryota; Ciliophora; Spirotrichea; Euplotida; Euplotidae
Source: the annotation of a GenBank genome assembly
AUGCUAAAGCUGUUUAGUAAAAACCAGAAGAAGAGGGAUUAUGAUAAAGUUAAGGAGGUUUGCAGAUAUCUUCGUAAGAUCAAAUUUUUCUCCCAAAGGAUCAUCCCUGCUGAAGGAUAUACCUUGUUAGUUGAAUGAAUGGAGCAUGUGUACUGACCCAGAGGAAAGCUAGUUUAUAAAGAAGAAGAGUCAGUAGAGAAUCUCUAUAUCUUACUUAUCGGAAAGGCAUCUGUCUGAAUCAGCAAAGAAUUCGAUUCAAACCUUGAUGUUAGAAGUCUGAAGAGAGUCAAUGAUAAGAGCCAUAGAUGAAGAAAAUAAAGAAGACCAAGAGUUCUUAAAUAAGCGAUAUCAGUUCCUUCAUUUGAAGAAAGGAGAUUCCUUUGGAGAUCAUGCACUGAUUCAUAAUACUUCUGCAAAUGAUACUAUCUUUUGUCAUACAAAUUGCCACUUUGCCUGCCUAAGUCGAUCUAAGUUUGAGGAGGUUUUCAGGCAACUUGAAGUUCUAAGGAAUCACGAAUGGAAGAAUUUUUUUUAAAUCAACAGCUAUUUUUGAGCAUCUUACAUUGAAACCGAUCGAAAAAUUGUUUUAUUUCUGUGAACUCAGGACAUAUAAACGGAAUCAGACUAUCUUUUCAGAGGGAGAUCAAUGCAAAGGAUUCUUUAUAAUAUAUCAAGGAAUCGCUCAAAUUACAAAAAGUUUCAUCUACAAAAGAGGAGGAGCAGAUAAGAAUUCCUCCCAGACUAGGCAAGAUAGAUUCUUUGGUAGCUCUAAAUUAGGCAGCAAGAGGUUGAUUAAGCUUAAGUCAAUCAGUGAAGGUCAGUUCAUGGGCAUCGAAGAUACCUUUGGUCAUAACUUUAUUGACUCGAAGGAGAUCCAUUCCUAUAAUGCAGUUUGCCAUUCAGCAGAAAUUCAAUGAUUUUAUUUUACGAAAGAGAAAGCUUAUGAUAAGUUAGCAAGCUUGGGAUGUCUGACCCACCUUUGAAGUAAAGCGAAGAUUAGUUUCCUAAGGAUGAAAGAGCUGUUUUAUAACUUAAUCCGAAUAAACAGAAGGAUUGACUUUACUCAGAAAGAAAGGCCUGAAUUCCAUCAAGAUGUACUAAAUUUACCUUCCCAAAACGAGCCAGUUAAGGUAAUCGACACCAAAAGAAAAGAAACAGCUGUGAAGAAGCAGAAGUCUGAGGUUAAGAAGGAGCAGUUUAGGAUACUUUAUAAUGCUCUUACUGAUUUGAUAAACAAGUCUGAGACCAAGAGGGUCACAAAUCAUCGACCAUCAACAAAUAAUACUACCAAGGUUAAUAGCUUCGUGAUUAACAAAACAAAUAUAUCUGAGUUAGCUGACAAUGAGACAACUGCUACAUCGAUGAACUGAAAAACAAGGAGAAACAGCAACUUCUUUGAGAGUUAUGAAACCAAUAAACAUUUGCUUUCUAAAAGAAAAGAUAGGAGUCACACCCAGGAGAAUGAUAAAAGUAAAAGUGUGAUUGCCGAUAACUUGAAAAUAAAGGAGCCUUCAAACAGAAGAAAUCUCACUCUUUGAGCUUCAUUUUAUCCUGCUGUCCAGAAUAAAAUGUAUAAAACUACUCAAAAAACAAUGAAAAUAACAGAGAAAGAUGGCUUAAAAUCUCCCUUAAUUUUUCAGAAAGAUAAAGUAUCCACUGCAAGGGAAAUGCUUACUAGGAGACUAAAGUUUAGCAAGAUGUCAGUAGACACUCAAAAUUUUAGAGACACAAAGCUGAAUAAAUUAGUUCCAAACAGCUUCAAAUUAAAAUCACCAAUACUUGUCGAAGGGAUGAAGGACUGAAACCGGAACAUAAUUCCCAAUCCUAACUUAAGGUUUAACCUUAAGAGGCAUUUUAUGCCUGUAGCUUGUUCGAUCCCUUCAAAUAUUACGACUCGAGAUUCGAGAAGGUUAUCUAUUGGGUCUCUUGUAUCAAGCAAGAGAUGGUAAUAUUAAACCAUUAAUGGAUAAGUCCUGUUU